This is a messenger RNA of Telopea speciosissima, 1794 nucleotides long. Its product is annotated as protein FAR1-RELATED SEQUENCE 5-like. The transcript is spliced from 6 exons. Bases 1 to 1794 code for a protein of 597 amino acids. Lineage: Eukaryota; Viridiplantae; Streptophyta; Magnoliopsida; Proteales; Proteaceae. The record is from RefSeq and is a predicted model, not a curated record. Gene Ontology annotation, biological process: regulation of DNA-templated transcription. Gene Ontology annotation, molecular function: zinc ion binding.
AUGGCUACACCGAAUAUUGACAUAGGCCAUAAUGAUGAUUCUAAGCCUAGGAUCGACAUGGAGUUUAAUUCUGACAAUGAGGCAUUUGAGUUCUAUAACAGUUAUGGAGGAAGAGUGGGUUUUAGUGUCAAAAAAGAAUUGGUAAAUAAGAGCAAGAAAGAUAAGUCAACGAUAACUUCGAGAAGUUAUGUUUGUAGUAAAGAAGGCAUUCGGGAAAAAGACAAGCGUCGAGAUCAUAAUCAUGAGCUGCAUACACCAUCUACCACUGACAUGAUGCGGUCACAAUGGAUCAUUUCAGACAUUCAGACCUUCGAAAUUGGCCAGGGCAAUGCUUCUAGAAUUAGACCAAAGGCCAUGUUUGGGUACAUGGGUAAACAGGCAGGUGGGAGACAGACCAUUGGUUAUAUACCAGUAGAUCAUUAUAAUUAUCUCCGAAGUAAACGUCAGUGUGAGCUACGUUAUGGUGAAGCGGGGAGGAGAAUAGGCCGUUGGGUAUUUUUUUCUGGAUUUAACCAUCACAAAGGAGUCGUUAUAUUUGAGGCAGCCAUUUUAUACGAUGAGACGAUUGAAUCAUUCAAAUGGUUGUUUGAGACUUUCUUGGAAAGUCAUGCACAAAAGAAGCCUAUAACAUUUUUUACAGAUCAAGAUGCUGCAAUGGCAAAGGCAAUUUCGAAGGUGUUUAUUGGAAUAUGGCAUGAUCUACAAAAAUGUAUAUAUCAUUAUGAUGAGGAAGUACAAUAUGAGACUGCAUGGGAACAGCUAAGGUCUCGGUAUCAGGUUGAAAAUGGUUCAUGGUUAGAUCGUAUUUAUGGACUUAAAAAGAAGUGGGUCAAAUGUUAUAUGAAGAAUACAUUUACAAGAGGUAUGCGAAGUACACAGCUAAGUGAAAGUAUAAAUGCUGACUUGAAGGAUUACACAAAGUGUACUUUAGAUGUUGUACAGUUUAUGAAGCAUUUUGAAAGGGUUGUAAAUGAUAAACAUGCUAAUGAAUUGAAGGCUGACUUUGAGUCAAGAAAUAAGCUCCCGAAGAACUUGUUUCGCUACGAGGAGUAUAAAUGGGUUGGUUAUUGCUACAUAAAACAGAAGGAUGAAAGUGAUAGCUUACAUAAGUAUGUUGUUUGUACUCUUGAUUCAGCUGAUGUGGAAUAUAAAGUUGUAUGCAAUCCCUAUGAGACUAUGGUUGAAUGUAGCUGCAGAAAAUUUGAGUUGUUUGGCAUCCUAUAUUGUCAUGCUUUGAAGAUUUUAGACAUGUUAGAUAUCAAGUCUAUUCCUGAAGCAUACAUUAUGAGUAGAUGGACACGUGUAGCAAGAAACAUGGCGGUGGAAGAUAACAGUGGUAUACAAGUUGAGAAAGAUGCUAAUUUGGAUCGUACACAACGUUAUAGAAUGCUUUGUCGUAAACUAGUGAAGAUUGCAUUACAAGCAUCAACUUCAGUUGAGGGAUAUGCAUUGGUGAAUAAUGUUGCUAGUGAUUUGUGUAAACAGUUAGACAAUCUUUCUAGGCAUGCACCAAAUUUAAAUCAAGAUGAGUCAACUGAGGAGGUAAAUUUGAAUAUUGCGAAAGGGCUUAAAAGAAAUGAAAGGAAGAAGAAAGGGGGUUCCAAUCCAAGUCGACAAAUUAAAAGUUGUACUGAAACAAAAGGAAAAAGAAAGAAAAUAAUGGCAACUAGUACCUCUCUAUCUCUCCCUACACAUUCUCAAUUGCAUUCCCAAGCUUCUAUUUCUCAGGAGAAUGUUGAUCUAUUUGCCUCCCAGUCUUCUUGUCCUCCUGCACCUCUUGACUUGGAUUCUUGA